CUAGACCACUGGUGCUGGUGAUACAGAUUUUAUUAGCUGAUUGUUGGAACUUUAAUAGUUCGAAAAAAAUGGAAUCUUUUGUGGGGAUUUCGGUACGUAUACAGUUCGGAUCAUCUUUUGUUAAUGUUGUUUGAUUGUGACACAGACAGCAGCAGGUCUGGGGUAGGUAGCAUUGAAUGACCCUCCAUAGACUGGGUUUGUAUCUUCAUUUCUUAAUUUCCGGAAAAGAAUCUAAAAAGAAGAAUGGGUCUGAUGUGAUAAUACUAUCCAACCAUGUCAGUAGUAUUCUGAGUAAAUGAAUGAUUUACUAUCCAACCAUUUCGUUUAGAUAGUCAUCACGUCAAGUUUUCUCUGCAAAUUUUGUCUGCUUCCCGGCUUUCAUGAUUUUGUUUUAUUAUUUUUUAUUUUUAAUAUGUUGUCUCGUAUGGGGCAGAUUAGAAGCCCAGUAAUAAUUUCAACCACGAGUUACUAGUUGCCUUCCAUUUACAGAAUAAGGCAAGAUUGCCAAUAGGGGCACAAAUCCAAUGUAAAACCAGAACUCCUUCACACCAAAACCCAGCACCAACCACCGAAAGUACGGCGGCACGACUAACCCCAAUAACGUGGGGUCCAACGACAGCAGUAAUUCAAUCUGGUCUGGAUUGUGGGUCCACAACUAGUCUUCUUCUGUCUGUCAACCGUCAGAUCGCUUGAUCAUUGUACAUAAGGUCUUCUCCUUUCUCUCUCUCUCUCUGAAACUAUUUCCUGGUUCCGUCCUCCAUCAUCACCAUUACCAUUACCAUUAAUCAUCAUCAUCGUUUACUUCUUCUUCUCCUCAAAGCCUAAACCCCCUUUUAACAAUUUCCUCUUCAUUUCUUGAAUAUUUUGUUUAUCUCUCCUUCUCAGAAAAUUUAGGUUAUAAUUGAUUUUGAUUGGAAGGUUCCUUUGUGAUGAUUACCUUGUAGAAUUUUUGGUAUCUCUCUUGUGGAGUAGCUGUUUUUGGUGUUUGGUUUUAGGUUUUUUUUGAGAGAUGUCAGUUGCAGAACUUAAAGAGCGGCAUGUAGCUGCAGCAGCAACUGUAAAUUCACUUAGAGAACGAUUGAAGCAGAAAAGACUUCUUCUACUUGAUACAGAUGUUGCUGGGUAUUCGAGAUUACAAGGAAGAAGUGCGAUUAGCUUUGGACCUACUGAUCUGGUGUGUUGCAGAACAUUGCAAGGACACACUGGGAAGGUUUAUUCAUUGGAUUGGACUCCUGAGAAGAACAGAAUUGUCAGUGCAUCUCAAGAUGGAAGGUUAAUCGUAUGGAAUGCUCUUACUAGCCAGAAAAUACAUGCAAUAAAGCUACCCUGUGCAUGGGUCAUGGCAUGCGCCUUCUCAUCCAGCGGACAGACUGUUGCGAGUGGUGGCCUUGAUAGUGUCUGCACUAUCUUCAAUCUUAAUUCUCCAAUUGACAAGGAUGGGAAUCUUCCGGUAUCAAGAAUACUUAGUGGACACAAGGGUUAUGUAUCAUCAUGUCAGUAUGUUCCGGAUGAUGACACACACUUAAUAACAAGCUCUGGUGAUCAGACAUGUGUUUUGUGGGAUGUUACUACAGGACAGAGAAUUUCUGUCUUCGGAGGUGAAUUCCCAUCCGGGCACACUGGUGACGUAUUGAGUGUUUCGAUAAAUGGAUCAAACUCAAAGAUGUUUGUCUCUGGUUCAUGUGACGCAACUGCUCGAUUGUGGGACACACGUAUUGCAAGUCGAGCUGUACGGACAUAUCAUGGUCACGAUGGAGAUGUGAAUACUGUUAAAUUUUUCCCGGAUGGGCAGAGAUUCGGAACUGGCUCGGACGAUGGUACAUGCAGGUUGUUUGACAUGAGGACCGGACACCAGCUCCAGGUUUAUCAACAACCUGGAGGUAUUGAUGUUCCUACGGUGACUUCUAUUGCUUUCUCAUCAUCAGGCAGGCUCUUGUUUGCUGGAUAUUCCAAUGGGGAUUGCUUCGUGUGGGAUACUUUAUUAGCAAAGGUUGUUCAUAACUUGGGUUCUCUGCAAACCUCACACGAGGGUCGGAUAACCUGUUUGGGGUUGUCAGCUGAUGGGAGCGCAUUGUGUACAGGAGGUUGGGAUAGGAAUCUCAAGAUUUGGGCUUUUGGAGGGCUGCGAAAGGUGAGUUAAAUUUGCCAAAUAGGAAACAAGUGCUAUGCUUAUAACCAACCGGCAAGCAGGUCUCGCACUCCCCACAAUUAAUUAUCUUAACUUAUAGAAGGAUCCUCCAUUUGUUUAUUGGGAGUGUGAUUAAAAGUAUUUGUUGAGUUUUUGUAACAAUUCCCCAUAUUGGUAGGGGAAGCGUUUUGAGAGAGGAAAAAGCAGAGAAGUUCUUCUUGCUGUUGUUGUCUGUUGUAUCAGCACAGGGGCUUGUUUGUUAAACUUUGUUCCUUUACUAGCUACAAAUGUUAUCCGAUUAGUGAGACAAA
Papaver somniferum (opium poppy) is the source of this 2439-nucleotide messenger RNA. RefSeq names its product guanine nucleotide-binding protein subunit beta-like. Gene Ontology annotation, biological process: G protein-coupled receptor signaling pathway. The record is from RefSeq and is a predicted model, not a curated record. Gene Ontology annotation, molecular function: protein binding; signaling receptor complex adaptor activity. NCBI's taxonomy places the organism in Eukaryota, Viridiplantae, Streptophyta, Magnoliopsida, Ranunculales, Papaveraceae. Gene Ontology annotation, cellular component: heterotrimeric G-protein complex; cytoplasm. The transcript has 6 exons. The coding region runs from base 1010 to 2140 and encodes 376 amino acids.